AUGGCGCCCAAACCCAUCAAACUCUUCUAUUUUGACGCUAGAGGUCGUGCAGAAGUAUGUCGUCUGCUUCUGGCUGCAGCAGGGCAAAAGUAUGAGGACAUUCGAUAUACACAGGAACAAUGGGAAACAGAGAAAGACAAUACGCCAUUCAAACAGCUUCCAGUGAUUGAAAUCGACGGCAAGCGGUUCGGACAGACCAUAGCCAUAAUAACAUACCUGGCUACUGAGUUUGGUUUUCGUGGCAAGACGAAUCUAGAGGCACUGGCCAUUGACCAGGCAGUUCAACUUACCUAUGAUUUCUUGAACUGUUUUGUCAAGGUUUGGGUAGAAAAAGAUGAGACUAAAAAGGCGGAAUACAUGAAACAUUUCAAAGAAGUGGAGGUCCCAAAGUACCUCGGUUUUUAUGAGAAACUGCUGAAAGAAUCCGGCACUGGUUACUUCGUUGGAAAUUCUCUGUCAGUGGCAGACUUGUCUUGCUACGAUUUUCUUUACGGACUUAAAUCAAUGGGUGUUCUGAGUACAGAUGAGUACCCAAACAUUCAGAAUCUCCAGAAGAAAGUAGAGAGUAAUGAAAAAAUUAAGGCAUAUCUAGCAACAAGAAAGCAGACUCCAACUUAA
Molecule: messenger RNA, 618 nt
Organism: Candidula unifasciata
Lineage: Eukaryota; Metazoa; Mollusca; Gastropoda; Stylommatophora; Geomitridae
Source: the annotation of a GenBank genome assembly